Molecule: messenger RNA, 1098 nt
Organism: Asterias rubens (European starfish)
Lineage: Eukaryota; Metazoa; Echinodermata; Asteroidea; Forcipulatida; Asteriidae
Exons: 6
Coding region: 142-1098 (318 amino acids)
Source: RefSeq, a predicted model, not a curated record
UGCUAUGACCCAUGGUAUGGACAUGGCGGUUUAGACUGAGCUGAGGGUGAAAAAAAAGAGAGAUUGUGAUUCCAAAAUUCAGUGGUUUUGGAGUUAAUUAACGGCGGAUAAAUUGGUGGCGACGAUAUUUUAUCGUCAAUCAUGAUUGGGAUAGUAGUAGUCGUCGUCACUCUCUGUGCUGCAUGCACCAGUGGCAUCUCUCCGACGCACUUUGAAUUUGAGAGAGGCAGUCGAGGGAUUGUACCUUGUCCUGCUAUGGUGGAUAGAGGCUAUUCAGCAAGUGACACUGAAGCGAUUUACUGGUAUUUUACACCGAAGGGAAGCUCGGAGCCCCGAGAAAGUAUAUUAUUUUACUUCCAGGGAGGUACUACUCAUCAUAGUGGUCAUCCCGAGCGGUAUGAACUCAAAAAUACUUCGUUGGUGAUCACCAAUGUAACUGUGUCAGCAGAAGGCACAUAUAGCUACAGGCUUGUUCUGUGGGAUAAACCUCGCGAAGAAGGAUCAGUUGAAGUUUCUGAAAAAGUUUCCAUCAAUUUAAAAUGGCCUAAGGUUUCUCUGUCUAGAGACAAUCUUCUAUCAUGGGAAGGUACAGAGUCAUCCAACACAGUUGAAGUGCCAUCCAACACAUCAGCUGAACUCAAACUGACAUGCAGUGUAGAACAUGCUAAGCCGGCUGUGAACAUCAGUUGGUUCGCCUGGUUUCCAAUUAUGAACAGAUGGUUUGAAAUGCAGGCUCAAACCAAGUUUGAAAAUGCUUUCUGCAAUUCAUCUGCAACAGAUUGCUUCUUUGUGAGCAACACAGUUAACUCCAAGGUGACAGUAAAGACAUCAUUGGAAAGAAAUAACUCUACAUUUAAGUGUGUCGCAAAGAACAGUAGGCUUGAAGACGUCAAGGUGACGAUCAUCAAAACUAAUAAUGAUAUUGUGACUGCUCAUCCAAAAGUUACUACCGUACCCGGUUCGGUUGAACCACCAUCAACGCCUUCAACUCAUAAUGCCUCAACCACAUGGCUGGUUGUACUCAUCGUGGUUAUAUUAUUCGUGUUAAUGGCAAUCGGCAUUUUCAUAUGUAAGCGUUGCUACACAGUCGGAAAAUGA